This is a messenger RNA of Pediculus humanus corporis (human body louse), 2283 nucleotides long. RefSeq names its product rhogtpase, putative. Lineage: Eukaryota; Metazoa; Arthropoda; Insecta; Psocodea; Pediculidae. The coding region runs from base 1 to 2283 and encodes 760 amino acids. The record is from RefSeq and is a predicted model, not a curated record. Gene Ontology annotation, biological process: small GTPase-mediated signal transduction. The transcript has 12 exons. Gene Ontology annotation, molecular function: GTP binding; protein binding; GTPase activity.
AUGAUAAUGGACAAUGAGCAACCCCAUCAGGAAUUGGUAAAAUGCGUCGUGGUGGGUGAUACGGCCGUUGGAAAAACUCGCCUUAUUUGUGCAAGAGCCUGCAACAAGCAUGUUUCUCUAUCGCAACUGUUAACGACCCAUGUUCCGACAGUAUGGGCCAUAGACCAAUACAGAAUUUACAAAGAUGUUUUGGAGAGAUCUUGGGAAGUCGUGGACGGCGUGAACGUUUCACUGAGACUGUGGGAUACAUUUGGAGAUCAUGAAAAAGACAGACGAUUCGCAUACGGACGAUCGGACGUAGUAUUAUUAUGUUUUUCAAUAACGAAUCCGGUGUCUUUGAAAAAUUGCGUAGCCAUGUGGUAUCCGGAAAUCAGACGUUUUUGUCCUCAAACUCCAGUUUUGUUGGUCGGAUGUAAAAAUGAUUUGAGAUACAUGUACAGGGACGAAGUUUAUUUAAGUUUUUUCAAAGACAGGACCACGAGGAAAAGCGAUUUGGUUAUGCCGGAUCAAGCAAGAGCCGUCGCUCGCGAAUUAGGCGUUUACUAUUAUGAAACUUCUGUGUUGACGUAUUACGGUGUGAACGAAGCUUUUGAAAAUGCGAUUCGUGCGGCUCUUUUAGCGCGGAGACAUCAAAGGUUUUGGAUGACGAAUUUGAAAAAAGUUCAGAGACCGUUGCUUCAGGUUCCUUACAUGCCUCCCAAACCAAGUUCACCGGAAAUAUUCGUAACUGCGAGUUCUUACGAUGAAAAUUGCAUGACUAUGUUUUUGGCUCAAGCUCACACGGAUGUUAUAUUAGUUUCCGGUUCGGUUAGAUUUCCAGCGCACAGGUUUGUGUUAGCCGCCGGUUCGCCAUCUUUUCAGCGUCUCUUGCUACUGGAUUUCACAUGCGAUUUACUCGCUCGCAGUUCUAGCGAUUCAAGCAUGACUUCGACCAUCGAAGAAGCUACCCAGGGUGAAUUUAAUAAAGAUACCGAAUACCUCAUAAGAAGCGAAGUAAAACACAACAAUUUCAGAGUUUGGGAUCAAUUGAAACGACGAUCGAGUUGCCAAGUUUUGUCCACGAAUAACAUUCCGAAAAAAGUUUUACACGAAUUAAAUCAUCCCGCAUUCGAGUCGAUAUCGUUAAAACAAUGCGAAGGUCUCGACCACCGAGGCAAAGUCACAAACACCACUCAGACUGUUAUAACACUAACCAAACUAAUAACAUUACAAGCUCUUAAACAGUGCUUGCAAUUUAUAUACAACGGAACGAUCUCAACAAGGAAUCAAAAUGAAUUGCAGGAAAUCCGUCAGGCGGCUGAAUGCUUAGAUUUCCCCGAGCUUUUAGUAUUUGUAUCAAAUAUUUUAACACGAGAAGAAUUUCAAAACACUGAACUUCGUCAGCGCUAUCGACAGGCCGUACGACAAAGACUGAAAGAAUUAUGUAUUCGACAAGGGUUAAUGUCAGACGUGGUAUUUCAACUGGAUGACAGUUCGUUUCCGGCACACCGUGCCAUAUUAAUGGCUCGCUGCGACGUUAUGAAAGCAAUGUUUAGCGGAGAUUUUCGGGAAAGUGCCGCCAAAGUUAUAUUGUUUCCCGGAGUGCGAGAAGAUACUUUUGUUCGCCUUCUUUUGUACAUUUACACGGAUGACAUACCAUUUAUAAAUCCUCUCAGAUGUGUCGACAUAUUAGAACUAGCCAAUAGAUUAUGCCUGCCACGUCUUGUCAAUUUAGUAGAGCAGAGAGUAGUCGAAGAAUUAACACGAUCAUCCGUCACGCAAGAAUGUAACGAUGCACUGGAACACUGUUUGCGUUUAUUAGAAGCAAGCAAGUUGCACAAUGCCGAUCAAUUGGCUGACUGGUGCUUGAAGUACCUUUGUACAAAUUACGAUAAAAUAUGUAAGAAAUGUCCGAAAUUGUUAAAAGGUUUGCAUCCGGAUAAUCAAGAAUAUCUUCGAGAGCACAGAUGGCCUCCCGUAUGGUAUUUAAAAGAAUACGAUUAUUAUGAGAAAUGCGUCGGAGAAAGAGAGAGAGAAGAAAAAACUUUAUUGAAACGAAGUCGGAAAAAUUCAGGAUGUUUAUGUUUUACAUCGAGCAAAUCCAAAGAAGAUAAUCCAGAUGGUAAUCCCGAGGAUAAUCCAACAUUUACGCAACAAGUAAGUUUCUCUCUUUAUUUAAAUAAAUUUAAAAAAAAAAAAAGAUGGACGGUUUUAAUUUUAUUAUUAUUAUUAUUACUUGUAUUUUUUUUCCCCCCCCAGGUUGAAUUGACGGGAGAAACAAUUGAAUCGAACGAAACCGUAUGA